Messenger RNA from Neoarius graeffei (lesser salmon catfish), 778 nucleotides. RefSeq names its product succinate dehydrogenase complex assembly factor 3 (gene sdhaf3). Gene Ontology annotation, cellular component: mitochondrial intermembrane space; mitochondrion. The coding region runs from base 315 to 686 and encodes 123 amino acids. Gene Ontology annotation, biological process: succinate metabolic process; mitochondrial respiratory chain complex II assembly. NCBI's taxonomy places the organism in Eukaryota, Metazoa, Chordata, Actinopteri, Siluriformes, Ariidae. The transcript is spliced from 2 exons. The record is from RefSeq and is a predicted model, not a curated record.
CCAAGCGCUACUUCCGGGUUUACAAGGACGUUGUGUGCAGAGUUUCAAACAUCCGGUCACUUUCUUCAUAGGUGAACUUUGUAGGGUGUUAAAUAACAGGUGUUCUCGACUAAAUCGAGUGCACUAGGUAUCACACGGUGCGGUAUUUGGUGUGUUUUGUGUUCAUUCGGUAAUUUAGUGGAUGUUUUUAACAUAAAUAGCCGGGUUUAUAGAAAUUAACCUCGAGUUAAAACUGUGCCGCUGCGUGUUAACUCAGUGCGCGCAGUAGAUAAUCCUGACCCACACUGUCCCGGACAUCAGCGUGUCCUGCUGUCAUGGGCAGUCCGGGUCAGGUGAGCAGGGUCCGCGCCCUGUAUAAGCGGAUCCUGGUGCUGCACAGGCUCCUGCCGGUGGACCUGAGGGUUCUGGGGGAUCAGUACCUGAAGGACGAAUUCAGACGACACAAAUCUGCGUCUCCGGAUCAAGUCCAGCACUUCAUGAAGGAAUGGGAGGACUACAGAGACACCCUACAGACGCAGGUGCUCGAGGCUGCAGGAAGCGACAAGAUGGCGUUCGGCACUGACCUGUCCGAGCAGCAGCUCCGAGGCUUUCAGGACGAACAGAUCGGUCAACUUUAUGAGCUGAUGCUGGAGUCCACCAAACCCAACCAGCAGUUCCACAUCCAGGAGGACAGGUCACCAAAAUGAGAGGCUGUGAAUGAGGAAGAACAAAACGGACUAUUAUGAAUUAUGUACUGUUUGUGCAUAUGAUGAAUGUAUAAAUAUAUAUUAUACUGAUA